CGGGAAGGUGAAGCUUAAUACAACAAUGGAUCCCCAGAAUUAUUGAACCGAGCCUCCCCAUUUUGUCUCGAUUAUGCGGAGAAGGUAUUUAUUACCGGUUCGAACCGGUGACAAGCCUAUUCCCCCACAGCGGGACGCAAUUUACCCCACAUUGUCUUUUCUGCUUUUGUCUUAGGUUAAGAGAUUCUAUCCAUCUCACCCGCUCACAUUAAUAAAUAGAGGAUAGACGAUAAGUUUAGUGUAUGAGAAGGACAGCUAUUGCAACGACGAUUCAUUAUCAUAUACCUCUCAUUAGCCAGUCAAUUAAUACCCAUAUACAACCCACAAAGCGAGAGAUAUAAACACACGUAGACCUCCAACUAUAAAGAUGGUUGCUGCAGUUCGAGUGGCACCGAAUGCUGCUACAAGAGCAGCUAGCCUUCUACGGACGGUUCAGUAUGCUCACCCGCCAAAUUGUCCAUGUCAUUCAAACCCGGGACAUCACCAUCAUCAUGCAAGACCUCAAAUUGACGCGUAUGCUCAGCAUACCAAUAGGCGGAUCGGGAGACGCGGUUUCGCUUCCCCUAUAGACCCUUCUCAGCAGAAGGAGUAUGCAUUUGAGAUGGCCGCCUCUUCAAUCCGAUUUGGCCCUGGCGUCACCCAAGAAGUUGGUAUGGACUUUAAGAACAUGGCUGCUAAACGUGUCUGCGUCGUAACCGACUCGACCGUCCGAAAACUCACUGCCGUCAAGCAAGUAGAGGAGGCCUUAUCGAGAGAAGGCAUAGCAUAUGAAAUAUUUGAUAAAGUACGGGUUGAGCCAAAGGAUAGUUCUAUCAAAGAGGCCAUAGCAUUUGCCAAACCAUAUCGGCCGGAUGCUUACCUUGCCGUAGGCGGGGGCUCGGUGAUCGACACGGCUAAAUUGAUGAACCUCUACACCGAGUAUCCCGAUGCUGACUUUCUAGAUUUCGUUAAUGCACCAUUGGGUAAAGGACGGCCAAUUGAUAAAAAGCUUAAGCCUCUAGUCGCUAUUCCUACUACAGCUGGUACUGGUAGUGAGACGACCGGCACAGCCAUUUUCGACCUCGUGGAAAAGAAGGCUAAGACUGGCAUCGCGCAUCGCAACUUAAAACCGACCCUCGGUAUAUGCGACCCGCUCAACACUAGGACGAUGCCAUCAGCAGUGAAGGCGAGUUCUGGACUGGAUGUCCUCUGCCACUCGCUUGAGUCGUGGACAGCCAUCCCGUUCAAUGAGAGAGUACCCCGGCCCUCGAAUCCCAUAUUAAGACCUGCAUACCAGGGCGCAAAUCCUAUCAGUGACAUAUUCUCUCUAAAUGCACUCCGAAGUACCAUCAAAUAUCUGCCGAGAGCAGUCAAGGACCCAGAAGACUACGAAGCCCAGAGCGAGAUGCUCCUCGCCGCCACGCUUGCUGGCGUUGGUUUCGGAAAUGCUGGUGUUCACUUAUGCCAUGGAAUGUCAUACCCUAUCUCCGGUCAAAAUCCCGGUUACAAGCACGCAGGAUAUGAUGUAGAAACGCCUAUCAUUCCUCAUGGCGUUUCGGUCGCAGUAUCAGCUCCCGCUGUGUUUCGAUUCACGGGUGCAUCGAACCCUGAUCGCCAUCUCGCUGCCGCAGAAGCGUUCGGUGUGGAUAUCACGAACGUGAAGCGUGAGGAUGCUGGUGAAGUCUUGGCCGAUGCCAUCACACAAUUCCUUGCUGAACUAGGAGACCAACCGAAGGGACUUAAAGACCUAGGCUUUGACUCGAGCCACAUCGACGCGCUGGUCGAGGGGACGAUACCUCAAGCUAGGGUUCUGAUGCUGGCGCCUGGUCUAGCUAAGGAACUCGAACAGGAGAGAGAUCAGCUAAGAAGGCUCUUUGAAGAAGCCUUAACGCACUGAUAAAAAGGGCUACCUGUUACGCUGUAUACUACCUAUAAAAGGCUGCAAUUUAUAUAGAUAGUCCCGAUGUCAAUUGAUUAUAGUAGAAACAGUUAUGGGAUCGGAAGUCCUGAUAUGAUUAUGCUAGGAAGGUUUAAGAGGUCACCGGUGUCUGUAACAUGCUCAUCUUGUGUCAAGUUGUGACUACUUCUUCUUCGGGGGGUAUACCUAUAAGCAAACUUCAGAAUCAAAGGUUACUCUACAGAAUCGAAUCAAAAGCUAGGUAUUCAAUAUUCUGUUGCUAUGGACUCAUCUGUGUAAGUAAUGUACCUACCCUUAUGACUUCAUCGUUGCUGUAAG
Molecule: messenger RNA, 2215 nt
Organism: Daldinia loculata
Lineage: Eukaryota; Fungi; Ascomycota; Sordariomycetes; Xylariales; Hypoxylaceae
Product: Dehydroquinate synthase-like protein
Exons: 4
Coding region: 368-1876 (502 amino acids)
Cellular component (GO): mitochondrion
Molecular function (GO): metal ion binding; alcohol dehydrogenase (NAD+) activity
Source: RefSeq, a predicted model, not a curated record